AUCCAGGGUGCCGAGCUUUAAAAACAUUUAAAAAUUAAUAGAAAAUACACAAAAUUUCAAGUGGUUUGUUUUUCAUAACAAAUUGUAAUAUGUUAAGUCUAGAAAAAAGUCCAAAUAAGUUACUCCAACCCGGAGGAACUCAAGAGCCGGAAUCGAAGACCGCUGGGAUUAGUGAAUCUGUGCAAUCGCUGGAUAUCCGAGAAUCAACCUAUAUCUGCGAACCAGCGCCCAGUCCAGCGGAUUUGCCCGUGCAUACCCGAAAGGCCUUCCUCCGACAUAUGGUCAAUCAAUUGCCACAGAAGGUUCAGAACCGGAUACGGGCCCUGAAACUGAAUCAGCUGCAACAGGUGCGCAUUUCGGAGCAGUUCUAUCGGGAAGUCUAUGAGUUGGAAAGGCGAUACUACGGUCAGAGUUGCGCCGUUUUCGAUGCGAGAAAGAACAUUUUGAAUGGGAUUGUGGAGCCACCGAUGCAAAAUGAAGACCCCUGCUGUCAGGAGGAUCAGGCUGAUUCAUUGCAUCUGGACUUGGAGAAUAACGAGGAGCUGCGUCAGUUGAGGAGCAAAAUUCUGCCUGUGCCGGCUAAUGCCUUGGGUGUUCCUCGUUUCUGGCUGACUGUGUUUCGCAAUGUGCCUCUGUUGUCGGAGCUAGUCCAGGAGCACGAUGAACCGCUGCUGGAGUGCCUGCAGGAUGUGCGUUUGGGCUACGAUCAGGAUAGCUAUACGGUCUGCUUUCAGUUUCAACCGAAUGGCUACCUGCAUGACUCUUCAUUGCUGCUGACCAAGAGGUAUUUCCUGCAGAACUCGGCGGACCAGGAGUUCCCCUUUCUCUACGAGGGUCCCGAGAUUGUACGCUGCGAGGGUUGUCAUAUCCACUGGCGGGAUGGUUUUAAUUUGACGCUACAAACUGUGGAGAGCCGAAGGCGACGAAGUCCUCGCACCAAGGUGAUGCCUCGCGAAUCCUUCUUCCGCUUUUUUGCUCCACCGCAAGUCAUGGAUUUGUCCCUUGCCGAUGAGAAGACCAAGCAGAUCCUGGGCAACGAUUUCGAGGUGGGCUUCCUCCUGCGCACACAAAUCGUGCCGAAGGCAGUGCUCUUCUACACGGGGGAUCUGGUGGACAAUUUGAAUGAGCCAGCGCCGGAUAAUGUCUCGGUCUCGGAGGUGGAGACGGAACAGGAAAAGGUUAAGGGUUUAGUAUGCGUUUAAAUAUCUAAUAUAAUGUAAUAAUUUUUGGAUUUGAAUAGUAAUUAUUCUUUAUGUGAUUAAAAGGUAGUGUCCUGAGUGCUUUAAGCCACCAUCUCCUGUACUCCAA
Messenger RNA from Drosophila serrata, 1308 nucleotides. Its product is annotated as nucleosome assembly protein 1-like 1. The record is from RefSeq and is a predicted model, not a curated record. Lineage: Eukaryota; Metazoa; Arthropoda; Insecta; Diptera; Drosophilidae. Gene Ontology annotation, biological process: nucleosome assembly. Gene Ontology annotation, cellular component: nucleus.